AUGAGAUCAGACGGCUACUGCAGAGCCACAUCAAACAACAACAUCAAUGAAUGCAAAAAAACAGCCAAUGUGCCGGGGCUAGGGGUGCUGCCCGGUGGAGGCUGGGACAACCUGAGGAACAUGGACAUGGGCCGGGUCAUGAACAUGAAUUACUCCCUUUGCCAGACCACGGAGGACGGGGUGUACCUCCUGCCAGACCAAGUGUUCACUGUGCCGCAGAAGUCCACCAAGGUGGAGAUCAACUCUGAGAUCAUCGAGAGCUGGUUGGAGCAGACCAGCACCACAGCCAGGUCCAUAAACCUAGAGGUGUCCUUCAAUCCUGUACUCCAAGGCAAAUUCUCUGUGGAGAACGAGAGGAUGAAGAAGCACCAGGUGAAGGAGAACACCUGCACCAGCCGGACACAGGUGCGUAAUUUCAUCUACAGUGUGAAAGCUCGCCCAGGCUUUGCCUUGGACCCAAUAUUCAUAAGCCGGGUGACUGACAUUGCCAACGCCCUUGAGAACAAUGAGACCCGUUUGGCAGCAUACCUUUCUGAGACCCUGGUGCUGGACUAUGGCACACACGUCCUCACCUCUGUGGAUGCUGGUGCCAUUCUGAUGAAGGAAGACUACCUCAGAAAGUCCUUUGUGCUGAAAAACAAAAACAACUCAUUGUCCUUGUCUGCCCGGGUCUCUUUCUUUAUAACAGUGGACACGGGACUGCAAGGCAGUCUCUGGAGAUUUGACACCGAUGCCUAUGAGGCAAAUAUAAUCUACUCCCUCAUCCUCAGCCAUGGAGGCGUCCCCUUCUACCCCCGCAUCUCUCUGAAGACAUGGCAACAGAGCAUCAGCAAUAAUCUGGUGGCCAUUGACCGCUCAGGACUUCCUCUUCACUUCUUCCUCAACAAGCAAACCCUCCCUGACCUCCCAGAUCCCACCAUCCUGAAGCUGGCCAGCGCUGUGUCCCAGGCCAUUCAACGCUACUACACUGUCAACACCCACCCCGGCUGCACUGAUCCUGGCUCCAGUAACUACAACUACCAGGCUAACGUGGACGACCAAUCCUGUGGGGGCGUAACAAAGAACCUAAGCCUUGGAGGGGUGUUCCAGCGGUGUACCCCCCUCACCAACGACCCAGAGGCUCUGGAGAUGUGCAAGACCCUGACCCAGAAAAACCCACAGACUGGGGAUCUGAGCUGCAUGCAGCCUUACAUCCAAGCCCACCUGAGGACAGAGGAGAGGGAGCAAGGCUACAGCGAGUUUGAGUGCAGACAAGUCUGCCACACCUGCUGGCUGCUGUUCACAUGUUGCAAGGACGCAUGUGGCGAGGUGUACCACAUGCACCGCGUGAGGGUGGAGACCUACUGGUGCGCCGGCGACAACAUCAUCGUGCCCCGUACCCCGGGUUACCUCUUUGGGGGACUGUAUGGUCCCAAGCUGGUAAACCCCCUCACUAAGUCGAAGGGGUGUCCUGGUGAGUUUGUGCCCUUCACCCUGACGUCGGAGGGCCUGAAGAUCUGCCUCAGCGGCAAUCACGAGACGGACGCGCGUUUCGCGGUGCCGUUCGGGGGGCUGUUCAGCUGCGAGGCGGGCAACCCCAUGGCGGGCGGGGACUCUCGGUGCCCGGCCGGGUUCACCCAGCACUCGGCCGGUGUCAGCGAUGGGUGCGAUUUGCUGUUCUGCACCAGCUCAGAUGCGUUCUCCAAGGAGGAGCCCGCGCGUAUCCGUCUUCCUCCUUAUACCCGCCGUCCGCUGGAGGUUCAAAACGGCACCGAAACCGUGGCUGUUGUUAGUGAGGAUGGCGAGGCUUGGGUCAGAAAUGCGGGCAUGAAGUAUUGGAAAAAGGCCUCCAUAGAUAAAGCCCAGGACAUGGUGGAGGAGUUCACCCUGUCUGCGGCUCCGCUGGAGAAGGGUGUGUUAAGAAUGACACUGGCCUUCCUUAUGUCAGCAGCUGUGAUGAUUCCGUAG
This is a messenger RNA of Megalops cyprinoides (Indo-Pacific tarpon), 1947 nucleotides long. Its product is annotated as macrophage-expressed gene 1 protein-like. Gene Ontology annotation, biological process: defense response to bacterium. The coding region runs from base 1 to 1947 and encodes 648 amino acids. Lineage: Eukaryota; Metazoa; Chordata; Actinopteri; Elopiformes; Megalopidae. The record is from RefSeq and is a predicted model, not a curated record. The transcript is spliced from 3 exons.